Messenger RNA from Wallemia mellicola CBS 633.66, 804 nucleotides. Its product is annotated as WD40 repeat-like protein. Lineage: Eukaryota; Fungi; Basidiomycota; Wallemiomycetes; Wallemiales; Wallemiaceae. The record is from RefSeq and is a predicted model, not a curated record. The annotation marks the transcript as partial. Gene Ontology annotation, molecular function: protein binding. The transcript has a single exon.
GGUUCACGCGACAAAUCAAUACGUAUUUGGGAUGUAAAAACUCGCGCCCUCUUGAACACGAUCCCGGAUGCACACAACGGUUCGGUGAUUAGUGUGAAAUUUCAAUCAACGUUUGGUGUAUCAGCAGGAUCAGAUGGUAGAUUACUCAUCUGGAAUUUUGGUACUGGUAGACAACUCGGUAAAGCGAAAGUCGUAAAAGUACUCGAAAAUCACACCGCUGGUGUUUUAGAUGCGGAUUUCAACAAUAACUAUAUUGCAUCAUGUUCAAAAGACUCUUCAAUUUGCGUAUACUCACGUAAAUCUCUCAAAUUACUCUAUAGAAUUGAUAACGCUCAUGAGGCAUCAGUAAAUAGUCUAUCAAUAACCAAAUCUAACGUUCUUGCAAGUGCAGGUGGUGAUAAAGUAAUUAACAUCUGGAAUCUUGAUAAAGGUGUACUUUCACGUAAAAUUGAAAAAACUCAUUCGAGGGGUAUAGCUUGUAUAGACAUCGACAAUGAGAUCAUCGCAUCAGGUUCAUCCGAUAAUACAAUACAAUUGUCAACAACAGAUGGUCAACUACUUUGUAGCCUCGCAGGUCAUCAAGGCCUUGUGAGAUCACUACAAAUUGAUAGUUCACGACGUAUCGUAGUUAGUGGAAGUUAUGAUAGAUGCGUGAAAGUCUGGAACCUUAAUGAAAUAAACGGUGACGUUCAAUAUGCUCGUAAAUUUGAUCAACAUGAAUCACUCAUAUUCGAUCUCGAUUUCGAUUCAAGAAGAAUCGUUACUGCUUCACAUGAUAAGCGGAUAAUGAUAGUAGAUUUCUCU